Naumovozyma dairenensis CBS 421 is the source of this 1395-nucleotide messenger RNA. It is a transcript of the gene PES4, whose product is annotated as Pes4p. The transcript has a single exon. Gene Ontology annotation, molecular function: mRNA binding. Bases 1 to 1395 code for a protein of 464 amino acids. The record is from RefSeq and is a predicted model, not a curated record. Lineage: Eukaryota; Fungi; Ascomycota; Saccharomycetes; Saccharomycetales; Saccharomycetaceae.
AUGUCUUCAGCGGAAAAUGAACAAGAAGCUGAUCAAAGCUCAAGUACACUAAUAUCUGGACAAUCUGAAGGAUCCGAUAUCGUUAACUUAUACGGACAAACCACAAACUAUGAAGGCAAGAAAAUAAAAAUCCUAGAAAGUGGAGAAACAUUCUCGUUAUUUAUUGGUGACUUACAUCCAAAAGUAACACAAGAAAUUUUAGAAAAUAUUUUUGGAAAAUAUCCCUCAUUUCUUUCAGCUAAAGUUUGUUACGAUUUUAAAACUAAAGUAUCUUUAGGCCAUGGGUAUCUGAAUUUCAGUUCUGAAAGGGACAGCAAACAAGCAAUUGAUGACUUUAAUUGCACUAGAUUAUUCGAUAGUGUUAUCAGGUUGAUGCCGUCGUUCCGUGGUAAAAACAUUAAGAAAUCAAAUUAUAACCUAUUUUUUUCAAAUCUUCCUGAAGUUGAUGACACUGGCCAAAGUUUCACCCCUAGAAGGUUUUACGAGUUAUUUAGGGAAUGUGGAGAAAUAAUAUCCUGUAAAUUUGAAGAAAACAAAAACAUUGGCUUCAUCUCUUUUCAAUCAGAGAAUGUGGCGCGAGAGGUUAUUAUCAAUUACAACAAUAAAUUUCUCUUUGGAAAACAAAUUACUUGCAAGUUACUAUCUGCUGAAAAUGAUGAGUCACACAGUUUCAAUAUUAAUACAAUUGAAUCGAAGGGUAGGAGAAAAACCCCUCCUCUGGAUUCAGAAAUAAAAUUAUCUUUGUCUACCACCGUAGUGUUACAAAACCUAAGUUUCAUAUGUAGCAAAGAAUUUCUGGUACAAUUUUGCUGUCAACGACAUAUCCAAUUUGAAGAUAUUCAAAUCAUUGGGGCCUAUAUGGGUAAAGUUAAUCAUCGGGCACAUGUAAGGUGCAAUAGUAAACUAGAUGCAAAGAAAUUGGUUAACGAAAUGAACGGCCGCUUGUUGGCCGGUUCGAUAGUAAAAGCGCAAUGGGAAGGAAGCUCAGGAUAUAUAAAGAAACAAAGUUAUGAUGAAAUGAACACAUUUAUCACUAAAGUACCAAUGACAUAUUUGCAACCACCUUUCUCCUAUUCUGCCGACCUUGGGUAUACAAUGUCCAAUGUAGAUAAGAGGCAUAGAAGGCAAGCAGGAAGAAGCGAACUCAAGGGUAGAUAUAUCAUGGAUGUCUUUAAGAGGCUGAUUCGUGAGAAUUUGGAUUUUUUACGAUACCCAUUUGCUUCUCGAGAAGAAAAUAUAGUAUAUAUUGCGAGUUAUAUUUUCAAGUUCUACUGGAACGGGAAUUUAUCAAGCUUAUCACAUUUUUUAUUUUCAUUGGAAUCUUCUUUGCAUUUGGAACAAGUUUUCAAAUCGCAAGUUGAAGCCGCAGCAGAUAAACUAGGUUUUGGAAGAUGA